UACUAAUCAUUUGACACCGACUCCGUUUUCCGUUUUGCGGGAAAAAAUAUCUCUACAAAUUUCUCGAAAUGUAAUGCUAGAUCUCUCAAUCAGCUCACAAAACGCCGGUGUGACCCUCGGGUUAGCUAAAAAAAUAUCCAUCUACGUAAAUGGCGAAGGCGCGUCAUUAAAUUAGCGACGAUGAAACAAAACUUGUCGAACCAUCCCAACAUGGCGGCAUCAGACGAAGAAGAAGCAAUGGAUAUUGAUACAGAGGGAAACCAGGGAAACACAAACACCUCAAGCUGUCUGUCUGUAACUAAUGUUCCUGGUAUUUUAUUUGAUGAUGGAAACGUGAAGGGCGAGUUUGAAAAGAUAUUCCAAGCAUUUGAUGAGUAUGCAUCCUUCUCCUAUCUGAAGAGUUUCCGUCGAGUCAGAGUGUUUUUCUCUGGAAACGAGACUGCAACAGAGGCUAAGCUUGUCCUUCAUGGUGCUAAGUACAGAGGGGCAGAGCUUGGCUUGUAUUAUGUACAGCCUGUCAAUGCUGGCCCUAGCACAAGCGCAACAACUCAACUGCAACCGCCUCCACUCACCAAACAGUUCCUCAUCUCGCCACCUGCAUCACCCCCUGUUGGAUGGGAGCAAACACAUGAAGCUAGCCCGAUCAUUAACUAUGACCUACUGAGCGCUGUAGCAUCUUUAGACACCUCAAAACCAUAUGAACUGCACCCCCCUGACACAGAAUGUCCAAGCAUAGUAGUACAUUUAUGUGAUGAUGAGGAUCAGGGGGAUGGUAGCAUGGAUGAAACAGGGAAGAAGUUCCACCCUCUGAAAAGCUUACCUCGUAAUGUUGUACAGACAAGAAGACCAGACAGUGAGAGUUGAUUCCUACUGCAAUUUUUCAGCAACCAAAUAUUGCCUUAUUUUGCAGUUUUUCUGCAAGUUUUGGAAGGUUUUGAGUGCCUCUUUUUAGAUUGUACUCCAUACCCAAUCAUCCUAGUUGGCACCAAUAAGUUUGACAACUUUUCCCCUUGGCACCCUCACAGAUUUACAUCUUAGACAGUAAUGAGCUUUGGAUGUUUCUUGCUUUCUUGAGAACAAUACUCCCUAGAGUGCCAAACUUUUGGGGUUUUGGUUAAAGUGACUUUUUAGAGUAGGAUAUAUAGAUCUUAAAAAGCCACAGGAGGCUGUAUUAAAAAUAGAACAAGUGAGAAAAGAAAUGCACAUAAUUGUAGGGAAUUUUUUUUUAAAGUUGGAUAUACUUUUUGGUCUUUAUUUCACUGGAAAUGUGUUGAGAGUAUGUUUUCACUAGUGAACCCAAUGAUAUGGUUGGAAAUGGUGGUUCACCACUGAAUGCAAGGGAUAUUGUUAUUGUAACACUAUAGCUUACAGUUACAGUAUACAAGAUCAGUGGCAAAUCCUGGGUGUCCAGGGGAGCCAGUACCACCACCCCCCCCCCCCCCCCACUAAAAUUCUUGAAGAAAUUUAUUGAAGUUGAGAUCUAUUUUAUAUAUAUGGGGUCAUCCCAUCAGCUAAAGCCUCCCUCGCAGGCAUUUUCAGGCAGGUUUCUCUCUUUCCCACUGAGCGACCUGCAUAAAAAAAUGCCUACGAGGGUGACAGCUUUGCCUGGAAAUGAAAGCUAACAUUUAUCCAUCAUAUAAAAAAGUAUCACAACAAUAUAAUGACAUGUAACAAUUCUGAACCUGCAUUGUCAAUCCAAUGCACAAAACUAUAAUACAACGACAAAUAGAGACAUAAUUUAUUGGGGUGCGAUAGAGAAUAGUACAUGGGUCAUGUCCCAAUAAAUUUACAAUAAGUAUUAAA
Messenger RNA from Nematostella vectensis (starlet sea anemone), 1803 nucleotides. Its product is annotated as calcipressin-1. The record is from RefSeq and is a predicted model, not a curated record. Gene Ontology annotation, molecular function: nucleic acid binding; calcium-dependent protein serine/threonine phosphatase regulator activity. Bases 181 to 864 code for a protein of 227 amino acids. NCBI's taxonomy places the organism in Eukaryota, Metazoa, Cnidaria, Anthozoa, Actiniaria, Edwardsiidae. The transcript has 3 exons. Gene Ontology annotation, cellular component: cytoplasm; nucleus. Gene Ontology annotation, biological process: calcium-mediated signaling.